AACAAAGCUUUUGACGAAUUUUCUAUAUCUUUGAUACGUGUAUCAGCUAAUGUCUUUAUCGGUAACUUAGAAGACGAUCUGGUAUCUUUUUUCCGCGCCCUUAAAAUAUAUUUGAUGUUUCAUUCAAAGUGCAUGGAUUUUUAAUGGCUUAAGCGCGAAAGAAAACAGAAUAUUACACUUAAAUAAUAUAAUUUUAAAUACAACAAAUGGUUUCAGAAAUGUUGUUAAAAGUGUUUGUAAUAUUGAUAGGUGUUAGUUGACGUACAGAACGAGGAAAGAAUAAUAUGGGAUAUACAUGUACAGUAGGAAUUUGCCUAUUGUUUAUUAGCGCUGUACAAAUUUUAAGUGGAGAAGUGAUAUCGAAAUGUGGUUCAGGUAAAUGCUUAAACAACACUGUAUGUUGUCCCGGUGAGAAGGAAUGUUGCACUGACAUUGACCAUUGUUGCGGAGAACACUGUUGUCGCAACGGUUUCGAGUGUUGCCAUGGUAGCCCAAGGUGCUGUAAAUCGUCAUCUAGUUGUUGCGGGGAUUCCUUGUGUUGCCCGGAAAAUUCAACUUGUUGUCCGAACAAGAAACAUUGUUGUCCAGUAGGGUACACGUGUUGUGACGCAACAAAUGGAUGUUGUCCUGAAAAGUCUCAAUGUUGUGGAAAAUAUUGUUGUGCUGAAAAUACGCAAUGCUGUCCGAAUGGCACCGGGUGUUUUAAAAAAGGAUAUCAUUGCUGUGGCAAUGGUUUGGCUUGCCCAGAAGGGAACUCAUGUUGCGGGAAGGAGUGUUGUAUGGGUGGAUAUAAAUGCUGCGGUACUGAAUGUUGCCCGGCCAACACAGGUUGUUGUGGAAACACUUGUUGUAACAUAACAAAAACCGCAUUUAUUUCGCGGGUUACUAUUUCUGGAAGUAAUUCAUUCAAACAAUCAGGUUCAGUCACAGACAAUGUUUACAACAAACCAACCAAACAGCCUGAUAUAAAUCGUGACAGCCAAUCAUCGGAGCCGUUAGACACAACCUCUGAAUGGACGUAUUUGAUUUUCCCAAUAGCCGGAAUACUUGCUGUGAUAAUUGUGCUUAUUGCUUGUUGUGUUGUAAUUAAAAGAUCGUCGGGCGGCGGUGGUGUGACGGUGAAAGUCCGAGAGUAUGCACAGAAAAUGAAAGAAAUUAUAGUGAAAAGCUAUUAAAUUUUUACACACGUAUUUCACAUAGAAACACUAUUAUA
This is a messenger RNA of Ruditapes philippinarum (Manila clam), 1213 nucleotides long. RefSeq names its product progranulin-like. Bases 285 to 1175 code for a protein of 296 amino acids. The transcript is spliced from 4 exons. Lineage: Eukaryota; Metazoa; Mollusca; Bivalvia; Venerida; Veneridae. The record is from RefSeq and is a predicted model, not a curated record.